Messenger RNA from Pediculus humanus corporis (human body louse), 6774 nucleotides. RefSeq lists its product as uncharacterized. Gene Ontology annotation, cellular component: trans-Golgi network; endosome. Bases 1 to 6774 code for a protein of 2257 amino acids. Lineage: Eukaryota; Metazoa; Arthropoda; Insecta; Psocodea; Pediculidae. The transcript has 20 exons. Gene Ontology annotation, biological process: Golgi to endosome transport. The record is from RefSeq and is a predicted model, not a curated record.
AUGAGUUCGGUGACAAUGGAAGAAUUUGAAGUUAUGAAAGAAGCCAAAUAUAGAUUAUAUGUCUCUGCAGUGGAUAAAGCACUUAAAGCAUUCGAAAAUACUAACGAAUGGGCCGAUCUCAUUUCGGCUCUAGGAAAAUUAAAUAAAGUGUUAAAAGACAAUCAAAAGUAUCCUAUAAUACCUAGAAGAAUUAAAAUAAGUAAAAGGUUGGCUCAGUGCACUCAUUUUGCUCUACCAUCUGGUGUUCAUUUAAAAGCCUUAGAAACUUAUGACACUAUAUUCAAAUGUAUGGGAACGAAUAGAUUAAGUCAUGAAUUAUUUAUUUACAGUGCAGGUCUUUUCCCAUUAUUCGGACAUUCAGCCAUGAAUGUAAAACCAUCGCUGCUUACCAUUUACGAAACUCAUUUUGUACCUUUAGGGCCCUGUUUGAGACCUGGGCUUUCUGGAUUUAUAAGUGGUGUUCUUCCCGGUUUGGAAGAGGGAUCUGAUCAUUUUGAUAGGACAAAUGCUUUGCUUCAUAAAGUUUGCGACGGAGUUGGAAAAGAAUUUUUUUAUAGUUGUUUAUGGGAAUGCGUUUGCAAUAAUUCAGCUGUGAGACUUCCAGCGAUUUCAUUUGUCCUUUCAAAUUUUAAUAGGAAAUAUUCAAUGGAAGAUCAGAAAUAUGUUUUGGGAAAUAAUGUUGAAGUUAUGGUUAAAGCUUUAUGUGCUGGAGUUCAAGAUUCAAACGUAUUGGUUCAAAGAAGUUCCUUGGAUUUACUCCUGAUUGGAUUUCCAUUACAUACCUAUUUACUAGAUGAAUCACUUUUAAUAAAUUUAGUAACAAGUGCUGUGACAACAGUUCUCAGGAGAGACAUGUCAUUGAAUAGAAGAUUAUAUUCGUGGCUUUUAGGUUCCGAUUUGAACGUUUCACAAUUAAGCAUGGAUCAUCCAUUUAUAAAAAAAUUAGAAACCAUUGGAGAAGUUUCACAAACAAGUUUAUAUUUUGAUACAUAUUCCAAAAAGAUAUUAGUAGAGGGUGUCAAAUCAGUUUUAAAGCAACAAAAUUUUCAAUGUCCAGAUAUUCGUCCGUAUCGAUUAUUAAUGUCACUUUUAGAUAAACAAGAUGUCGGACCCGUAAUCCUAGAUGAAAUCCUAUACGAAGUUUUCAGAACUUUAUAUUUGUCCUGUCGCGACGACAACAGGUUCAAUGGCGGCAAAUCAAAACAAGAAAUAUUAAAAUCCGCCAAUUUGCUAUUCAGUUCCCUCGAACCUUGGUACGUUUGGUUGUAUUUAGGGUCCCUAUUCGAUCAGGCUUGUAAAGUAAAUAUCGAAGAAUUGACGACGAUAUUGGAAAUUGAAAGUUCCGUCGUUGUGAAAUCCGUGGGAACGGGAUUUCCCAACAUUUGGGAAAUUUGCGAGUUGUGCGAAUUCCUCCUCGGUGUCGUUCCUCUCGAAGGAGGAACGGAUAAUUCGAGCCAAUUUUUAUUAAAUUUAAUUCUUCACAUCGUCAAUCAACUGACAAAUUACAUUUCGACGCUUUCUCCGCAACAAAUAGCCCGAUGUUUGAAAUUGUGCGCAUUGAUACUUUCGAAAAUUCAAAUUUUCGCCGAGAUAGAAAAAGUUUUAAAUAAAUCGGAAAUUAAAAAACCCCCCACGGAACUCAUCAAUGCGGGGGUCAUUCGUUCCAGAGUCGGAAACGAAAAAUCGGAAAAUGAAGAUUUACCCAAAGUUAGAGUGUAUUCGGACGAAACGAAAUCCGUCGUGUCGGCAGAAAUAAUGAAAUUUUCGUCCAUUUUUAAAAAUUUUUUAUCCAACUACGAGAUUUUUUACACGACGCUCCUGAGCGGAGGAAGAAUAUUACACGGUCAGUUCGUGACGUGCGCGUUUGAAAAUUUAAAAAGAAAUCCGGAUGGUGAAAGUGAAAAAGAUUAUGCGAAAAAGUUGAAAAAACUUUUGACAGCCGUCAUGAACGAGGAUUUUUCGUCGAACGAGUUCACAUCGUGGAAAAACAGUCCCGAAGAAGAAAAUUUGACUUUGGAAAUCGCAGCGGAUGGUAAUGAGAAAUGGGAAGAACCAUUUAAAAUCGCAUCGGAAAUAUUGGUCGAAUUGUCAUCUUUUCCAAUGAUGAACGCCGGCAGUGACAAAGAAAAUGUUGUUUUUUCUCCCUGCGUCAAAUUCGUUAUCAUUUGCGCGUGCAAGCUGGAUAAAACUCCAGUUCUUCAGCUUACGGCAAUAAAAACCUUGUUCGAUUUAGUAACGCUUUUAAAAUUAUCGUCGUCGGAAAUCGGGGUACUCGCCCUGAUAAAUCCUUAUCAAGUUGAUUACUUGGAGCAAAGUACUUAUGUUCUUGAGAUUUUGUCGAAAAUACUUUGGAAACAUUUGGGUGAUUUACCGUACGAUUUACAAGUUCGUUGCAUCGAACUCUUGUAUCAACUUCAUUCCUUCUUUCACUCGGAUGACUCUCUCGAACGCGUUUUGGGCGAAGCUUUGCUCAACGGUUCGGAAAGCGGUCGAGUCGAAGCACUUCACAGGUUCAUCAAACUCUGGCACGUCGGCCGUGAAAUUACAUUGAAAGAUAAACGUCAAAACAAACUAUUUCACAAAUGUCUUUUGAAAGUGUUGGAUAAUUUACUUUUGCCCGAGAACGUGCCUCUUAAAGUGGAAACUCAAACUUGUUUGGUUCAGUCUCUGAUAAAAGGGGAUUUGCCCCGAUUGUUGGAUCCCGUUUUGUUAAUGUUAUUGGAUCCUGCAACUGCGAGAAUGAGCAUUCUUCACGUGAGCAUUCAACAUUCGAACGUGGGAUCCGAGACUCAGGAAGAAAAUUCUCAAGUCGAUGAAAAUUACAGUAAAAUAUACGCGAUAAGUUCGGUUGAUGGAAACGUCAUAUAUCACGUUUCGAAUACUUUAAAUGAAAAAGAUAUGCUAUCAAAAAAAUUAAAAUGGAGGUGGAAAAAAAAUUCAAAGAUCCCAUCUAACAAUCAGCAAAGAAUAUUUGCCGUGACGAGUCUCAAGGAUCGCGGCGACAGCAGAUCGAGUUUCGUGACUAAAAAAAAUACCCAAAGAGAUAUCGAAUUACCUUCGACGUACGAUGGAAACAUAUCAGUUUUGGUCAAUCCGUUAUCACGAGGAUUCUCGGAUUACGACUUUAUCGGAGAUGAUUCUUCCGUGCAGAGCAGCUUGCCACCCUACGACUCGUUAAAAUCAUCCAAUUCGGAUCCGGAAGGGGAUGCCGAAAUAUUAGCCCGCCAACCGAGAGUCACUCUGGAAGUCACGACAACGUCCGAAACUCCAACGAGCGAUUUGAGGUUUUUCGGUCAUCUGAAAAACAAAUUGAUGGAUUUCAUGCAGGGAGAAUGCGACGAUUCUCAUUCGGCCAACGAGUAUUUUAACAAAAACGAAAAAGAAGAUGAUGUUAACAGUGAGACAAGUUUCGAAAUCGUUUCGAGUGUAUUGAAUUCGAUCGUGGACACCGUCGUGAAAACAUCGGAUGAUAACGAACUUCCCUCAGCCAAAUAUACGAAACCUGGAGUCGCUGUCCAUCCUUAUCACUCUCACAUUUUGCUUUAUUGCGGAGUUUACGAUUCUUGCAGGACGUUAUACGCUUUAAAUACUCUUAAAAAUAUCAUUUUGACGAAUUCAAGACUGUUUUUAUGCUGUUCGGCAUCUUCAGGAAUUGUGAAUGCGCCUUUUCCGUCCGAUCUAUUGGCUCUCCUUGCAAGGCAUAAAAAAUCGAUAUUCGGAAGGAAUUUUCACGGUGGCACAAAAUCUUUAAACGAGUACAUGAACAUUUAUAGAUCUAACAUGUAUUUGGAAAUUUUAGUUACCCUAUGCCUGAAUUUUGUCAGGAGUUAUUAUCCGAAUUUAGGAAUUUUGAAAUUGACCGCGGAAGAAAUAGCCGGAAAUCGACAGGUUCAACUCAUGAGCGUUGAAAUUUUAAUGCACAUUUGCAAUAAACUCAUACCCAUUGUUCGGGACAGUGGAAAAGGAUUUGCCAAUUACAUUGCGGACGUUUUAAAUCGCGGAAAAGUUCAAAGAACGGUUUUGUACUGCAUUAUGUCGAGUCUGUUGAGCAUUCACCGACAGCAAAAUUAUUUCAUGGAACAAAAAUCUUUCACCGAAGAAAUAUUAGAUUUCAAUGAUCCCGAUGAGAGCGGAGAAGGUGUCGCGGGAAUGACCGAACACGCUUCCGCUUUUCAAAUACAAUUGUUGAAGGUUUUGCAGGCUCUGGUCAUGUUGGAACAGCAAAUCGAAUGUCAAAAGACUGAUAACGUCGAUGGCGUGAAUUCCAAGGGUAAUUCCGUAGAAAACACGGAAUUGGAAUCGAAAUACUCGCCGGACUCUUCAAUUUCGAAUCAACCCAUGUUUAUAAAAUGCGUACUCACGGCUUUGUCUUUGAAAGGUAAAAUGCGAUGGCUCCACUACAACUGGACCGAAUUGAUAACAUCGUCUCUUCCGUAUUUAGGCACAGCUUUACCUCACAUUGUCAUGGUGACUGUUAAUCAAAUUUGUAGUAACAUUGAAGAACUAGCUGGUUUUUAUUCAAAUCGAAAAAGUGAAAAGGAUGAAAAUUUUCCUCCCGGUUACGCCGUGACUCAACUGGAAGCUUUAACCGUGCUCUGUCACUUUUGCAUUUUGGAUUCGAACCAACAAGUAUCGCCGCAACCAUUAUCACCGCUCAUCGGUUCGAGUCCUUCGGGAAUACCCGGGUCAAAUCCUGCGCAGAUAUUAAGUAACCUAGUUCACGUAUUCACGUCAAGUUCGCUUGUUCAGGAAUCGGGAAAGGGAAGGAAUCAACAACAAAUGGAAACGUUGGCGAGCGUGAGAAGGAAUCUUCUCGCUAAUAUGCCGAGAAUAAUAUCGAGCGUGGCUGCUCUGUGGCAAGCAGUCACCGAAUGCAUUGAUUGCGAUUUAGAAUUGUGCGUUUGGGGCAAUCCGAAAGUCGUCAAAAAUCAAAUAUUGGGAUUUUUAAGUCCGAUAUCACUUCAUCACGGUGCUAUAUUUGUUGCCGCCGUCGCGGUGACGUGGGAAGAAAGAAGAGGCGGGGAUCAAGGGAAAAAGGUACUACCCGUAGCAAGUCCAAAUCAAAUGGUAUUAGUCAAUUUAUUAAGUGCAAUAAAAGUAACACCGAUGGAUACUCUCGUUCAAACGGUUCAAUCCGUCGUCAAGCAACCUCCGGCCAUUCAGGGAACUUCUUCGAUCGUUUCACUCGACGUAAGCGUUUUAGAAUUAUUUUAUACUUACAUGCAAAUCAGUAGCAGUUCUCAGUUGGGAGAAAGUUGGAAUUCGCUGUUGUCUUUGUUGAGGGAUGGAAUUUUACUCGCUCCUCCUGCACUGUUUCUCAUGUUGGCCAUUUUAAAUGAAUUCGUACAAAAAUGUCCGCCGUUCGAUGAGAAAAAAAAUCAAAGAGAUUUACAAGAUGUUGCUGCAAAGUUGAUUGAAGUUUGUGGAAACGUGGCCGGAGCGUGUCUCGAACAUAAGACUUGGCUUAGAAGAAAUUUAGCCGUGAAAGAAGAUUUGGAAGUGACCGAAGAAGAAAACGAAGGUUCAAUGUCGGUUGCUCAACAACACAGCGUUCAAGCACAAUUAGUUUUAGCUCAAAUUUUAGCUCCGCUACUCGAUGUGAGUUACGGGAGUCAGGAAAAAGACAAAGUCGCGGCUCUUCUAACGAAUCUUAUGUAUAACAUAACGCCAUAUUUAAAAAGUCACUUACCUAAAAAUCUACCAAGUUUCGCCGCGUGUUCUCAACUCCUUUCGAACAUUAGCGGAUUUCAAUACACGCGAAAAGCAUGGAAGCGAGAAGUUUUCGAACUCCUACUGGAAUCAUCCUUGUUUCAAAUGAAUUUGGAAUGUUUAUCGUAUUGGACGAUAAUCAUCGAUAAUCUAAUGACUCACGAUAUUACAAGUUUUAGAGAUUUAAUGAAUAAAAUUUCAAUGUCUCAGGGAGGAUCGUACACUUUGUUUUCAUCUCGAGAACAAGAAUACGAGCAAAGAUCUCAAUUAUUGAAACGUUUAGCAUUCGUGAUAUUUUGCAGCGAAGCCGAUCAAUACCACAAAUUCAUGCCAAAUAUUCAAGAAAAAUUAUCGGAAAUUCUUCGGCUUCCCCAAGUCGUUCCAUCCGUUCAAGCUCAGGUAUUUUUGUGUUUUCGAAUUUUACUCCUUAGAAUGUCGUCGCACAACGUUAUUUCCCUUUGGCCCAUGGUCAUAAGCGAAAUGGUGCAAGUUUUUACUCUAGUCGAACAGGAAUUGUGCACUCAUUCGGAAGAAUUCAGUUCGCACAUAAAAUUAAUGUCUGCACUGGAUUCUUCAUGGGUUUCCAACAGUAACAACGGUCUUCACGCUCACGGACAUCCUCAUUGGUUGCAAUUAAUACUCGCAGCUUCUAAAUUAUUGGAUUUGGCCGUCCUGUUGCCGACUCAUCACCUUCCGCAAUUUCAAAUGUAUCGUUGGGCUUUCGUUUCCGACGUCGUCUCGUCGUCACCAUCGUGUACAAACGGGUCACCGAUGGAAAAUUCGACAAACGACGUGGAACGUGCAAACGGUCUCGAUUUCAUACCACACGUCAUGAGAAUUUGCCGAUUGAUGGAUGCAAAGUACGGGCCCCUGAAGGGAAGUCUGGAGGGUAAAGAGGGACGUUUACUUUUGGAAGAUGGCUACAUAGAUUCCCUACAACAACUUCAUUCGUUUUUUGCGACCGUGGGUUUGCGCACUCAAUCCUCGAACGUGGACAUGGAAGCCGUUGAAAAAAUAAUACUUAAAGAUUUUCUAGAAAAAAUUCCAUCGAAGGGAAAUCAUUGA